This is a messenger RNA of Eurypyga helias (sunbittern), 2697 nucleotides long. RefSeq names its product ovostatin-like. The annotation marks the transcript as partial. Gene Ontology annotation, cellular component: extracellular region. NCBI's taxonomy places the organism in Eukaryota, Metazoa, Chordata, Aves, Eurypygiformes, Eurypygidae. Gene Ontology annotation, molecular function: endopeptidase inhibitor activity. The transcript is spliced from 21 exons. The record is from RefSeq and is a predicted model, not a curated record.
GUCCAGCUGCACUUCUCUGAAAAUCAGAUGCGCUCAGCUUCCAAUGCCAGUUUAGUCAUUGAAGCUGCUGCCAACUCCUUCUGUGCUGUGAGGGCAGUCGAUCAGAGUGUGCUGCUCCUGCAGCCUGAGACAGAACUGUCUGCGGAAAUGAUAUACGGCCUGCAUCCUCUGCAAGACUUUCAAGGCUACAUCUUCAAUGGGCUCAAUCUAGAAGAUGACCCCCAAGACCCAUGUGUCUCAUCUGACAACAUCUUUCACAAAGGAUUGUAUUACACACCUGUAAUGUCUGGAUUAGGCCCAGACGUAUAUCUGUUCCUCAGGGAUAUGGGCAUGAAAUUUUUUACCAACUCAAAGGUUCGGCAACCAGUUGUGUGUACUGCAAGACCUCCACCAUAUUUCCUGAAUGCAGGAUCCAUGGCUGCUGCACACCACAUCAAAUCGUCAGCUGAAGUUGCUAGAGAGGAACGUGGGAAGAGACUCAUCCUUGAGACUAUUCGGGAAUUCUUCCCUGAAACUUGGAUUUGGGAUAUAGUCCUAAUUAACUCUACUGGAAAAGCCAACGUGUCAUACGCUAUCCCUGACACCAUUACCAAAUGGACGGCCAGCGCCUUCUGUGUGGAAGAGGAUAUUGGAUUUGGUAUGUCUGUGCCUGCCACUCUGACAGCCUUCCAGCCUUUCUUUGUGGACCUGACCUUGCCAUACUCUAUUAUCCGAGGAGAAGAUUUCCUGCUCAGAGCCAAUGUCUUCAAUUACCUUGACCACUGCAUUAAGAUUAAUGUUUUGCUGUCAGAUUCCCUUGAUUAUCAGGCCAAACUCAUUUCCCCAGAGGAUGAUGGAUGUGUAUGUUCCAAGCAAAGAAAAACCUAUGUCUGGAAUAUUUUUGCUAAAGAAAUUGGUAAUGUCGUAUUCAGCAGUAGUGCAGAAACCAAAGAUGAUGGAGCUUGUGGAGACAAAGCACCUAGGAACAUCAGUAUUGACUACAAGGACACCCAGAUCAGAACACUGUUGGUUGAGCCUGAAGGCAUCAGAAGGGAAAAGACCCAAAACUUCCUAAUCUGUACAAAAGAUGAUGUGGUUAUUCAAGAUGUUGCUCCAGAUCUACCUACACAUGUGGUGAAAGGAUCAGCCAGAGCUUCCUUUUCUGUUGUUGGUGACAUCAUGGGCACUGCCAUGCAGAACCUGCACCAGCUCCUCCAGAUGCCGUUUGGCUGUGGGGAGCAGAACAUGGUCCUGUUUGCACCCAACAUCUACGUCCUGGACUAUCUGAACAAGACAGGGCAGCUGAGUGAGGAGAUCAAAUCCAAGGCCAUCGGAUACUUAGUGAGCGGCUACCAGAAGCAGCUGUCAUACAAACAUCCUGAUGGGUCCUACAGCAUCUUUGGCACCAGAGAUAAAGAAGGGAACACCUGGCUCACUGCCUUUGUGUAUAAAUCAUUUGCACAAGCUAGUCACUUCAUCUAUAUUGAUGACAAUGUCCAGGCUCAAACCCUGAUGUGGCUGGCAAGCAAACAGAAGCCAGAUGGCUGCUUCCGAAGUGUUGGGACACUCUUCAACAACGCCUUGAAGGGAGGAGUAGAUGACGAGCUGUCACUUUCUGCCUACAUCACCAUUGCCAUGCUAGAAGCUGGGCACUCCAGCUCGUACCCUGUAGUCCGAAAUGCCUUUUUUUGCCUGGAGACUGCAUCUGAGAAGAAUAUCAGUGAUGUUUACACUCAGGCACUCAUGGCCUAUGCUUUCUGCUUUGCUGGCAAGGCAGAAAAUUGUGAAUCAUUCCUUAGAAAGCUACAGAAGUCAGCAAAGGAAGUUGCUGGCUCACAGCACUGGGAGCAGGAGGACAGGUCUUCAUCAGAAAAAUCCCUCUCCUUCCUUGAUCAUGCCCCAUCAGCCGAAGUCGAGAUCACCAGUUAUGUCCUGUUGGCAUUGCUCUACAAACCCAACCAGAAUCAAAAGGAGCUCACAAAGGCCUCUGGGAUUGUGCAGUGGAUCAUCAGGCAGCAGAACCCCUAUGGAGGUUUCUCGUCCACCCAGGACACAGUCAUUGCUCUUCAAGCCCUCGCUGCUUAUGGUGAGGCCACCUACAAUUCUGUUACACAAAAUGUAGUCAUGAUCGCUUCUGAAAAGGCAUUUGAGAAGCUUUUUAUUGUCAACAAUACGAACAGGCUCCUGUUACAAGAGACUCCCCUUCCUGAAGUCCCUGGGAAAUACAGCCUAACAGUGAAUGGCAGUGGAUGUGUACUUAUGCAAACAGCACUGAGAUACAACAUUCACCUUCCAGAGGGGGCCUUUGGAUUUUCACUUUCAGCAAAGACAUCAAAUGCUUCCUGCUCACUGGAUCAUCUGGCAAAAUUUGAUAUUGUCCUCAUAAGUAGUUACACAGGGAAGCGCAGCAGCUCCAACAUGGUCAUUAUUGAUGUGAAGAUGAUCUCUGGUUUUGUUCCUGUUAAGUCUUCCCUGGAUAAGCUUGUUAAUGGUCAUACAGUGAUGCAAGUAGAAACCAAGAAAAACCAUGUUCUCCUUUAUCUGGAAAAUAUCUCACAGAAGAAAAGGAAAGAAAUAGCUUUCUCAGUUGAGCAGGACUUUGUAGUGACCCAUCCCAAGCCAGCUCCUGUGCAGAUCUAUGAUUACUAUGAAACAGAAGAGUAUGCUGUUGCUCAGUAUACAUCACCUUGCAAAGAGACUGCUGCAGAAAUGGACUAA